CACCCAUCGAGUGUCUCUCUCUCCUCUUUCAGGCCCCCAUCCCGACUCCCCACAUUUCCCCACCGGAGCGCAAAAUUCCACCGGCGGCCACCAUGCCGCCGCCGGAGCUGUGCCACGACCUCCUCGUGGACAUCCUCACCCGCCUCCCUCCGGACGACCCCGGGUGCCUCUUCCGCGCCUCGCUCGUCUGCACCGCGUGGCGCGCCCUCCUCACCAGCCCCGAGUUCGGCCGCCACUACCGCGAGGUCCACCGGACCCCGCCCCUGCUCGGGUUCUUCGAGAACCACGACACCGUCACGCCGUGGUUCGCGCCCUCGUCCCCCGCCGCCUCCCCCUUCCCCCCGCUCUUCCCCGACCGCCGCGGCCUCCAGGUGCUCGACUCCCGCCACGGCCUCGUCCUCCUCAGAAACCCUAUUCGAAUCACCGAGGAGGACCACGCCGUGAGCCUCAUCGUGUGGGACCCCGUAGGCCGCCGCCAGUGGGAGUCGUUCCCCCCUCCGGAUUUCGGCAGCACCAUCCUCUGCGACGUGGGGGUGGUGGUCUGCGCCGCCGACGACUGCGACCACCUCGGCUGCCAUGGCAGCCCCUUCCUCGUGGGCUACGUGGGCACCGACUACAGGAGCGCCCACGCCUCCGUCUUCUCUUCGGAGACGAAUAGCUGGAGCCCCGUUGUCUCUUGCCCCCACCCUGAUGUCGAGAUCCUGAGAGGCCAGCCCAAGCCCCUCAUUGGGAAUGCCGUCUACUUCAUCUGCGAGUACCACCCGGAUGAGAGUUUCAUUCUGUGCUUCGACCUCUUCAGCCGGAAACUAUCAAAGUUCGACGGGCCACCCAUCCAUCACUAUAAGCAUGCCCUCAUGAAAACAGAGGAAGGCGUGCUGGGAUGCGCGAGUAUGGAGGGAUCUCUGCUUUGCCUGUGGUCGACGGAGGCUGGUCCCGACGGAGCCGUGGCAUGGAUGGAAAGCAGGGUCAUCGACCUCCACAAGCUGCUCCCUUCUAACUCAUUCCUCCAUGUGAUUGGCUUUGAGGAUAGAGCUGGUGUCUAUUAUCUGACGGCAGACUAUGGUGUCGCAACGGUUGAUCUUAAGUCAGGCCAAGUCAACAAGAUGUCCAUCAUCGAUUCCAAUAUCGUUCCCUACACAAGCUUCUACACUCCAGAUCAAGCCGUUGAGGUGGCCCAGGAGGGCAGAUGGGAGGAAGUGGGCGACAAGGAGGAGGAGGAGGCCGAUGAGGAAGUGGAGCAGCAGGUAGAGAAAGCCGUGCAGGAGCUUUUUACCAAGGGGUCCAAAGCCCUUAAGGAUGAGGACUUCUUCGGCGCUGAAGACUGCAAACGCAGGAUCCUUGAGAUCAGGGUGGCACAUCAUGGUAAACUUUCUCCAAAGUGUCGCAAUGCAUAUCACAAUUACGGAUGUGCUUUGCUACAGAAAGCUCUAUCAAAUCAUGAUUCAGUGAAGAAUACAACCACCCCAAGUAAUACUGAAAGCGAAAUAGUAGAGGAUUUGGAUCUGGCCUGGAAAAUGCUACAUGUUGCAAGGGCAAUAUCUGAGAAGAGUCCUGGCAGCACUAAUGAGAAAUAUAAACUCUUUGCUGCUCUUGCUAGAGUCUCUGUGGAAAGAGGAGACACAAACUACUCACUGAUUGCGUGCUUCAAAGCUUUGGCCAACAUGGAGCAUUUGCUUGAGCCUGACCAUCGUCAUAUUAUCAAUCAAAACCUACACAUACGUUUUGCCUUCGAGUUGCAGUCCAAGACUGGAGAUGCAAAGGCUAUCUCAUUGUGCAUGUCACGUGUAGAGAACCUGAAAAAGGCCAGUCAAGCUUUGUUGGCUGAUAAAGGCGGGGAUGCAUCUGCUACUGAAGCUGGCUCAGAAAAUUCCGUUCCAGCCAAGGUUAUAGAGUUUUUUACUAACAAAAUACUGAGUGCAUUGGAGGAGAAGCUUGUAGACCUGGAGCAAGCAAUAUCAACCCGAGUCUCAGAGGCAAGUGCUGGAGCUGACCUGGAGGCUGCAGGCUGGAUCUUCAAACGAGCUAAGCUCAAGCAAACCUCUGUAGAAGAUGAUGGCAGCAACGGCUCAUAUGGCGACAGCUAUGGCUCAGAUGUUGACAGCGGCGGCUCAUAUGGCGACAGCUAUGGCUCAGAUGACGACAGCGACGGCUCAGAUGGCGACAGCGGCGGCUCAGAUGUCGACAGCGACGGCUCUGUUUCAGAGUAGAGUACUGUUCCGUUUACCCCUAUUUGUUAGCAGCUUGUUCCUGGAGCCUUUUAUCUUGCACUAUGGUCCCGUUUUAGUUAGACGCGAACAGCCACAUGCCCCUUUUUGUUCUGCUUAAUGCAGACUAUGCUCUUCAUGUCGGCAUUUAUGACAGGUUUCAGGAGUCAAAUUCUAUUUAGCUGAAGUCAAGUCCAAUAUUCCUGACAUUGGUCUACUGCUUGUAGCACGUUCCUGGAAAAGCCUGUUGAAACA
Triticum dicoccoides is the source of this 2459-nucleotide messenger RNA. RefSeq lists its product as uncharacterized. The transcript is spliced from 7 exons. Lineage: Eukaryota; Viridiplantae; Streptophyta; Magnoliopsida; Poales; Poaceae. Bases 93 to 2207 code for a protein of 704 amino acids. The record is from RefSeq and is a predicted model, not a curated record. Gene Ontology annotation, molecular function: protein binding.